Lodderomyces margitis is the source of this 1023-nucleotide messenger RNA. RefSeq lists its product as uncharacterized. Bases 1 to 1023 code for a protein of 340 amino acids. The record is from RefSeq and is a predicted model, not a curated record. Lineage: Eukaryota; Fungi; Ascomycota; Pichiomycetes; Serinales; Debaryomycetaceae. The transcript has 3 exons.
AUGGACCAAAUUAUUAUCGAUUUGAAGCGGGCAAUUGAUGAUUUGAGAAUCGUUCAACAAGCGAAACAAGCAUAUCAAAUUGAAAAGGAAGCGAAACAAGCUCAAAUAAACGCAAAAAAUGCUGCCGAGAUGAAUAAACUUAGUGCCCAGAUUGCUGCACUCACUGCCAAACUACCCCAAGUAAUUCCACAAAAGGAUGUCACCGAGAAACAAUUUCAGGAUGGCUUGCAAGAUAUACAAGAAUUUUCUACAGGGGUAGCUAGUUUGGAGGAUAAGCAUGAAAAAUACAUUCAUGACCAGAAUGCACUUGAGAAGAAGAAAGUGCAAUUGCUUGUAUCACAAGCUCAAAAAACUAAAUUGGAUGGAGGUAAGACCCCCGGUGGUAAAGGGAAUGUUAGUUUAGCCGUCGAUGAAGAUGCAGGGUUUGAACGCUACUUACCUGUUCUUUACUCUAAAACCAAACCUGACUCGAAUCACCGGAUUACUUAUCCACACUUUACCGUUUCUAAGUAUAUCAUUUACAGUUCAACCGAUCCUGAAAAAUUAAAGAAGUUGGGGCAGAUCCAGGCUCAUUUUUGGUCCUACAACUUUGGUCAGUCUCAAGUUGCUGCUUUAAUGGUUGAAAGUUCUUCCAACUUUGUUAUGGAAAAUAGUGGCAGAGCUGUUGCUAUUUUAAACCGUCAACCCGUGUAUGAUGAAAAAGUUGUUGAUUAUCUUAAUAAGAUGGAAAAUGAUUUAGGCAAUGCUGUUCAAUUCAAUACCCGUUUGACACUAAUCAAAAUGGCCAUCUUUGAGUGUUCGCGACAACACUUUUCAAAGAUAGUUAAUGCCAUUGAUUUUGACAAGUACAUUUGCGAAGUGCAACUUGAAACAAGAUGUCAGACUGAUGUUCUGACAUUCGAAACAAUAAACCAUAUUUUAAGAGCAACGACGUCUCUAAAACAAGUCAAUUCAAUUGAUUCUAACUACAAUAAAGUGGGGUUCAAACUGAUGAAUAACGCUCAUUUGUAUUGCUCUGUUUAG